ACCGGGUGGGAGGAAGGGAAGUGGCUGUUCAGUCUGUAUCCCGGGCUGGUACCCCUGGCUACUAGUGUGAUUAGCAACCGUUGCUGCUGACAGCUGCCGGAGGAGGUACAACGCUAACGUCUGCUGGCAACCGGCGAGCCCCAUCUUUGAAAUAAAACCAGAGGUGUGUAGUAAUGAGAGUGGAGGAGUGAAAGAGGAAGGUGUCCCAGUAGAACAUUGGCAGACAAGUGGGAGGCCGGGCAAGGAUGCUGGAGGCAGAUGCAGACCCAGCAAGUGCAGCAGCGGAAGGAGAAGGGGAGGUAGAGAUGGGGAGUGGAGACUUGAAGGCUGAGGUGGUUCGGCUAACUCUAGAGCUCCAGGAGGCCACAGAGGAGAAGCUACAGGCAGCCCGCUAUGGCCUGGUGGUGCUGGAGGAAAGUUCUGCUCUUAAGCUGAAACACAGGCAGCUGGAAGAGGAGCAUGAAGCCCUCAAAGUGGAACUACAACAGCUCAAAGAGGCAUUUGCAGAUUCUGUGAACAGCCAGAAGCGUGCAGCUGCUGAUGGAGAGUGCCGGGAGGAGAGCCUCCUGCAGGAGACUGCCACUAAGGAGGCUGCCAUGGCAACCCGCAUGGACGAAGUCCAAGCAGAGCUUAAGCAAGCACGCCUUGCUCUGAGCAAUGCCCACGCAGAGAUCGAUAGACUUGGGGUGGUCUCCACCCAGCUUAAGAAGGAGUGCGAGUGUCUGGAGGCGGAGAAGGGCCAUCUGAGGGAUGAGAUGAAGGAAUAUAAAAUACGUGAGCUACGCCAGUUGCAGGACAAUGGCGAGCUUGAAGAAGAAAACAUAUCUCUGCAAAAACAGGUGUCUGUGCUGAAGGAAAACCAGAUUGAGUUUGAAUCGAUAAAGCUGGAGCUGACACAGAAGAACGAGGAGCAGGAGGAGCUGCGAGCUCAGCUGGACGAGGCAGCAAGGCUGAGGGAGAUAGCAGAGAUGCAGCUGGAUGAGGCCCUGGAAGCCCUGAAGGAGGAGAGGGAGCAGAAGAACAGUCUGCGGCGAGAGCUCUCUGCCCUGACCCUGAACCCCUUUGAUGCUGUGGGGAGCCUGGAGCUCCACUUGGAGCAGCUGGAUGACAGCCAGGAGGAGGGCCAGGGGGGAGAGGGAGUAGGUGAGGGUGAGGGAGAGGACCAGGACAGCGGCUAUAAUAACGGUCCUGGGUCUGCUCCCAGUUCUGCUCACCCUCCUCACUUGGGGGGCUCCAAAAGUAAUGGCCUCAUCCAUCGCUCCUCUACUCCACGCAACAGUGAUAUGUUCCUGCGUGCUCCGGCUUCUGGGCUGGUGUCUGACCUACUGAGUGAGCUACACUUUUCAGACAGUCAGAAGCUGAAACAGCAACUCCUACAGGCAGAACGAGAGAAGUCCAGCCUGGCUAGCAAGGUGGAGGAACUGCAGAUGCAGCUGGUAAUGUCCAAGCAGGCACUGAGUCAGCAAGAGGACAAGGUUGGCUCUCUCACUCAACAGCUGGAGGCUGUGCAAAGCAGCCAGCGGCACAGCCAGGAGGCAGAGGACAAGGGAGAUGACGAGACAGAGACCGGAGACGGUGGCAAUGGUGUCUUUGACUAUGAGGUAGACACCAAGAGCAAGGAGGUGCUGGAGGCGCGCAUGCGUUCAGCCAGCGAAGAGCUUCUGAAGCUGCGAGAUGAACUGUCUCAGGCAGGAGCGCGUUACAACACUCUGGAGCAGAGGUACAAGCAGGAGAAGGAUCGCUGGAGGGCAGAGGCCCAGGAGCUGGCUGACAAGAUCCGACAAUGCAUCAAGUCCAGUAAACAAGACCAGGAGCGCAUCAGUGAGCUGGAGAAGGAGAUUGGAGCCACACGAAAAGUGGCAAUUGAUUCAGAGGGGCAUCUGAACGUGGCCCAGGAAGAGCUGCUGGCCUUCUCUGAGGAGCUGUCCAACCUCUAUCACCACAUCUGUGUGUGCAACAACCUGACACCCAAACGGGUCACCCUGGACUAUUACCGCGAUGGUGCCAGGGCAAGUGGUGGAAGUAGUGCAAGAAGAUCGCACCAUGUCUACCCCCAGCACAACUCCCAAAAGAAGCCUCGAGCCAAUGACAUGUUCAUCUCCAAAGCUGCAGCAUUGCAGUUUAUGGGCGAGGUGGACAGUGCGGGAACCAGUGGAGACUCUCCUAAUUGCCCAGGGUCCCCCACCUUGGAUUUCAGGGACCCUUCCAACGUCCGCAACUUGGUAGCAGUCAUCCGUUGCCAGAUCAAACACCUCCGGGUGGCUGUGGACCUCUGUCGCCAGAGGGGUGCAAUGCCUUAUUCAGGGCUCAGCAGCAGCGGAGAGUCAGACCGGGAUGCUGAGAGCCUCUUGGAGGAAGUACUAAAACUCAAGUCCCUUCUCAGCACCAAGAGGGAACAGAUUGCUACCCUCAGGACUGUACUUAAGGCUAACAAACAGACUGCAGAGCUGGCCCUGUCCAAUUUGAAAACCAAGUAUGAGACAGAGAAGAGCAUGGUGUCAGAGACGAUGAUGAAACUCCGGAAUGAGCUUAAAGCCCUGAAGGAGGAUGCCGCCACCUUCUCUUCACUCCGAGUCAUGUUUGCCAGUCGGUGUGACCAGUAUGUCACCCAGCUGGAUGAGAUGCAGAGGCAGCUGGCAGCAGCCGAGGAUGAGAAGAAGACACUGAAUUCUCUGCUGCGUAUGGCCAUCCAGCAGAAACUGGCUCUUACUCAGCGUUUGGAGGACCUGGAGGCCCCUCUGUCUCCCCACAGCCUGAACAGCAGCCCUCGUCGCUCCCGGGCCAAAGAACUGGCCACCAAGUCAGGCAGGGCCCCGCGGAGCCCUCGAAGCAGUCCUGCGCGACCCCCACUGAGGAGCAGUCCACGGGCUAGCCCAGUUCUCGGCAGCAGUGUUCCUGCCACAGCCACGCACCACCUGCGAGCUCUGACCCGAAGCCUCCACACAAGCCCCCGCUGAAACACUCCUUCCAUUACUCCAAACCCCCUCUUCUCCAUAAGGACCUGUCUUCAUGUUGACUCCACGGCUCCCUCCUCCCUUCCUGACUCAAGACAUCUUGUCCAUCCCAGAUAUGAUGCUACAUUCCCCACUCUACCCACCACAACCAUGGAUUAAAAAACAGUAAAAAGAAAAAAAAAAAAUCUCUCAUCCCACCCUCUUGGUCUUCUCUGCUUGGAGCAGAGAAACCUGCAUGCAGCCUGGAGAAGGAUGAAGAGACAAAUGUGCUGCUCAUUGCUCUGUGAAGUCAUUGACCGUGUCUUGUCCAAAGUGGUUCCAACUUCCAUCUGGUCUUGUUCAAGGCUGUGUGUUGUGGUGAACCACUGACAGUAUUUAUUCCAGAAUGAGACUUUUCGUGUACAGUAUUACUUUCCUCAGACUCUUGAUUCAAGGCUAUGAUCUGUUUUAAGGCUGUACAUCUUUACACUCUUGCCUUUAAUCUGGCAUCCUAGUCGGGCCUGUCUGGCGUCUUUUAGUGUCUGUAAGCCAUUAGUUCACCUGUGAUAGAUCUCCCAGGUAGUAGUUUUUAUAGAACAAUGCAGCCUUACUAAAAUAAUUGCUACCCUAAAAGUAGAGUGUUUGCUGUAGUCCUGAGGUUUCUCCCUUUUACUGGUGAUACAGUAACAUGCCCUUUUAUAUUCAGUGGCAUUUCUGGCUCUGCCUUCAGCCACACCCUUUAACUAGAGGCCAGUAAACGCACCAUUUCACUGAUGGAAAUAAAUCAGCCAUAAGUCCACCACCUCAGGUCAAGCACCGAGUAAUCUGGUACAUGAUUUGGGAGAUCAUUAAUGUGCAUCUUACUUUGCAAACUAUGCAGACUAAUGUCAGGACAGUGCCUGAAUACUUCCUGCUGUUCUUUAGGAUCAGGGUGGGUUUUGAAACUUACCUUCACUUUCAGUUAACAGUGGCUGGCUGCAACCAUUUUACAAACAGCCAUUUAACAUCUGUCACAAUAAUCAGCUUUUGGAAUUCAUCUGGGAGUGCAUAGUGACACAAGGGCAAGCAUCCAUCAGCUGAUAAUACGUGUCGAACUGUGGGUUUUAAACAUUCACUCUCAUAUCACUCGAGAAUUCAAGUGGCUUGGUUUUCCCCAAAACUAAUACAGACCUGUUGGGCCAUUCUCGUUUCUCUUGAUUGCAAAGUCAUAGCAACAGUUCCCGUUCUGCUUCUGGUUUUUCUCACUCCAGCUAAACAGCGAUCCUCAUGUUUUGUAUGUCAUGAAUUAAUGUCACCAUGCUCAUGUGUGCUACCAAAGUAAGCAUGUUGUGAUGAAGUAGUGUUGCCCACAGCAAGCUAGUUCCUUCUCCUGUGGCUACAGCAUCCAUUGUUUUCAGUUAUGAAUGCUAAUAGUGCUAGCAGGCUGCUGUUAGGGUUGCUGCUUAUAGAAAAAUGAAAUAACAAUAAUGUCCCAUAAUUGUUACAAGCAUUGCACAGUGCUUUACAGCACUAGCCGCCCACUAUUACUGACAACAAUAAAUAAAUAAAUUUAAGAACUUAAAAUAUUUAAAAGCAAGAAGAGAAAAGGAAAAAAAAAACACUUUUCUACCAUGGAAAUAUACACAUAUUCACUGAUAGCCUGAACAUGGGUUGCUUUUAGAGUAGUUUGGUGCCAGGGCUGUGAUUUGAGAACAACAUUACAUUUGUCAACAUUGGCACUGUAACACUAACUGUCUGUAAGUGCAGUUCAAAUUCAAAUUGAAUUGAUCUAAUGUGACCAAUCAUGAUCUUCGGACCACAUUUGGAAAUGGAUGUUUGAAAAAUGAGAACUUAAUGCGCAAGAAAAUGUUGACAUCAUUUUUUUUAAACUGUCCUGUGGUUUGUGAAAGAGGCCACAUCCUGCUGACUUUUUUUUUUUUUUUUUUUUUAAUUUUUAGUGCCUUGGUUUUGAUCUUGUCUGUUGUUUUUAGACUACACAUUUUCUAAAUAGAGGCUACUAUUCAACACUGUAGUUGUGAUUUUUUUUUUUUUUUUUUUUGAAGGUAUGUUUUAUCUGCUUAUGAGGAAACUCACUGAGCAGUGCACUGAAUAAUGUGAUAUCUCAUUUUGGUAAAAUAUUUUCACUUUCUGGCUAGCAUGCCUUGUAUGAACUCAUUAGUAUUAACUAAUGAAUAAUUUGACCUCAGCUGUCCCUUGAAUCAAUGGUCACUAUCUGUAUUUAUUUUAGAGAACUUACUGUGAGACAAGUUACUGUAUAAAGAUUAUUAAUACAGAACAUUAGGAACAUAACAAAAACAUGUGCAAUGUAUCAAUAAGGUUUUAUGGUUGACUGUUCAUGGACUCAUGCUAAAAAGUGAAAAUGCUUUAACAUAAUGUCAUAUUACUUUGAGGGUUGUAAAUGGAUUCUUUGAUCUAUUUAAUUCACUUUGUGCAGAUGUGUGUAUAAUUUAAUUACCACUGUUGUGUAAUAUUUUAACUGUAUUUAUGUUAUAUGUCUGCAUUCUGUGUAAAUUGUUCUAGAAGACGACAUGCACACGCUCCGCAUAACACAUUUGGUGGUCCUCAACUUUUUACGUGUAUGCAAGUUGACCUUUCAUUGACCUGUGAGCCACUUUUGUCAUGAAGAAUUAAAACAAGCCAA
Molecule: messenger RNA, 5574 nt
Organism: Toxotes jaculatrix (banded archerfish)
Lineage: Eukaryota; Metazoa; Chordata; Actinopteri; Toxotidae
Exons: 10
Coding region: 246-2957 (903 amino acids)
Biological process (GO): regulation of microtubule cytoskeleton organization; protein localization to organelle; microtubule anchoring at microtubule organizing center
Cellular component (GO): cytosol; Golgi apparatus
Molecular function (GO): cytoskeletal adaptor activity; dynactin binding; dynein complex binding
Source: RefSeq, a predicted model, not a curated record